Molecule: messenger RNA, 768 nt
Organism: Vicia faba (fava bean)
Lineage: Eukaryota; Viridiplantae; Streptophyta; Magnoliopsida; Fabales; Fabaceae
Source: the annotation of a GenBank genome assembly
AUGGCAGAAACUAUGUCUAGUUUCUGGGGUCCAGUUACAUCCACCAAAGAGUGCUGUGAAGAAAAUUAUAUACAUUCGUCUUACAUUGCAGAACUUUAUAACACUAUAUCCAACAUUCCGACAAUCAUUUUGGCUCUGAUUGGUCUUAUAAAUGCUCUAAGACAGCGAUUUGAGAAAAGGUUCAGUGUUCUUCAUUUAUCAAACAUGACACUUGCCAUUGGGAGCAUGUUGUACCAUGCCACACUGCAACGUGUGCAACAACAAGGGGAUGAAACUCCUAUGGUAUGGGAGGUGCUUCUGUACAUGUACAUCCUCUACUCUCCAGAUUGGCACUAUCCCAGUACAAUGCCCAUCUUCCUAUUUUUGUAUGGUGCUGGUUUUGCAAUCGCCCAUUCAGUGUUCCAUUUUGGAGUCGGCUUCAAAGUGCAUUAUAUAGUUCUGUGUCUGCUGUGUACUCCAAGAAUGUACAAGUAUUACAUUCACACUCAAGACGUGUUAGCCAAGCGGCUAGCUAAGCUAUUUUUAGCCACUCUUAUGUUAGGAAGUUUGUUUGGGUUUUGUGACCGUGUUCUCUGCAAUGAGAUAUUGGGCUGGCCUGUUAACCCUCAGGGUCAUGCUUUGUGGCAUGUAUUCAUGGGUUUCAAUUCCUACUUUGCAAACACAUUCUUGAUGUUUUGCCGUGCUCAACAGCGUGAGUGGUCUCCAAAAGUUGUUUAUUUAAUGGGUGUUUUACCUUAUGUGAAGAUUGAGAAACCAAAAAGCCAGUGA